ACCCUCUAGGGUCUGCACAUGCUCGCUGUUUAGGGCUAGUGCUAAGUAAAAAGUGGUUAACCAUAAAGCAUCUUCCUUUGCUCUGAAAUCGCUUUUCUCAGUGGGGGUCGAGUCGUGCUCACAUCACUUCGGCAGUUUUGGCUUCAGGCUUUCACGGUCAAGAACAGAACAGACAUAUUGCAUAUUUACAUGUAGUAUUUGCAAUAUGUUUUAAUUAUUUAAUUUCUUGGUUAGACAGUUGAAAGAAGGUUCAAAGGAUUUGAAGGUGUUUCACACAAAACCUCAUUGACAGCAGGUAAUGAAUCACCACAGCAGGACAUACUGUAGACUGCAGACUGCAAUGGAUUUUGGUCACAUCCUUGUAUUCUUCAUGACAGUUCUGAUGUCCAGCACAGGAUCCAGAUUUGAAGACCAUGUGUUUGUACAGACAGGGGACUCUGUUAAACUGGACGUAAAAAUUAAAGCGCUGCCACACUUCAGUAGAUUAGUCUGGAUGAAAGAUCAAACAGAAAACAUAGUCAGAUUAUCUGAUCAAUCUAGAGAAAUAAAACGUUACAAGGACAGAGUUGAUUUCAGUAAUACAACUUUCUCUUUAACACUGUGGAAUAUGCAGAAGACAAACAGUGGACUCUACAGAGCAAAAAUAUUAGGAGAAAAAGAAGAAUUCGUUGCUGAACACAACGUAUCAGUUAUAGAUCCAGUGGAUCCUCCUGUUCUGAACUGGAAUGCCACCAUGAUCAGUGUCAACUCCUGUAUGGUGAAUGUCUCAUGCAGUGGGCAUGAUCGUUUAAUCACAGAAAUCUACCACAGCAACAACUGCACUCAGGAGGAAGUGACAUCAUUUGGAAUCCAGACUCUAACCCUGUAUUGUAUAGAAAAUGUAGUUAUUUGUAACUAUAGCAACCCAGUCAGCUGGAAGAAUGACACAAAAGAGAUUACCCAACUAUGCAACUCUCAUGAAUCAAUUAAACCCAAAGAAAACAAUACUUCCUUUCCUCUCUAUUGGCUCUCGGGGAUCGCUGGUGUUUCACUGUUGGUUUUCUCAGUAGUUUCUGUAAUAUGCUGCUCUCACAAGAAGCAUAAAAGUGGUGACCAACAGAAUGAUCAAACAGUCUAUGCACAAGUUCAGCCAAAGAAUGAAGUUCAGAGACCUCUGGAGAUGCUGGAGAAAUCAGCGAAUCCUCAAACUGUGUAUGGAUUUACAGGAGAACACAAACAAACUCACAAUACCAGUCAGACCAUGCCUAGUCCUCAGAUAGAGGAACAGGCACAAACAGAAAAUCACCCCAGGACCACCUACAGCACAGUAGGAAAACACCAAAACCAAAACCUAUCAUUAGCAACUGAACCAGACCAUACAAUUUAUUCAGUAGUGUGUAAAUCCACGCACAACAGACAGAAAUAGCAGGGGUUAACCCUGGUUUUGUAAAAGGGAGUCACACUUGUGUUGUUCACUAUCAAAGGUGACUGGACACCUGACAUUCAUUUCUUUUCUUACUUUUUUUCAGUGAAAUCAAUUUAAUUUAUUUUUGUUCGAUAACAUUAUAUAUAUAUUUACACAUACAUACAUAGAUACAUACACACACACACACAUACAUUUUUGGGAGAAUUUCAUGGCACUAAUGAAUAUUUAUGCCAUAAUUUUGAUACAUAUUUUCCCAUUGAAAAUAAUACAAAAAAAAAAAAAACUAUAUUAUAUAUAUAAUUGAUUGGUUUCCAUCAGUUUGCACUCAUCCACACACACACAUUGCUGUUUAUUGUUUAGCCUUGACCAUGUUUCUAGUCUCCUGUGUAUCCUUGCCUUGCCUUCUUGUUUUUUGACCUUGGACUGUUUAUCAGAUUACUCUUUGUCUUGCACUGGAUUGUACCUGUUUGCUGGUGUUUGACCUUGUCUGUUUUUACUACUCUUGUGAAUGAAAUCUGGAUUUGGAUCCUCAACUAUGUUGUCACACCUCCUUCAUUACAAAUGUAACAAGCAAAAACAGAGAAUCACUCCAGCACCAACUACAGUACAAUCGUGAAACACCAAAAAACAUAAUUUGCCUCUGAAACAGAUCAUACAAUAUAUUCAACAAUGUAUUAGUCAAACGUCAUGGAAGACAACCUGUGCAUUAACAGCAAAGGGUAGAUAUAUGAAAAAAUGUGCAUUAUCAAUAGAUCUCUUAAAAUUAUUUUAAAAUUAUUUUAACCUACCAUGCCAAGAUUCAAAUUCAGUGAUCAUUCAUUAGUAAAGAGUGA
Molecule: messenger RNA, 2238 nt
Organism: Carassius auratus (goldfish)
Lineage: Eukaryota; Metazoa; Chordata; Actinopteri; Cypriniformes; Cyprinidae
Product: natural killer cell receptor 2B4-like
Exons: 7
Coding region: 299-1405 (368 amino acids)
Cellular component (GO): membrane
Source: RefSeq, a predicted model, not a curated record